UCACCUUUUAGGAACACGUCCCACAUUCACUUGAAGAAGAAGAGUGUGUUUAUUCUUCCGGUUUCUGUUGCGUCGUUUGGAUCGUUGCGGAUUAAAAUCACUAACCAACAAAUUGGGCCUAUCUAUAGCUUUGUAAUGCUGCAUAUGACAUGGCUGUAUCAAUGAGCUCCACUUGUCCUGGGCUGUACUGUGGAAGGACCAUCAUAAAUGAAUCUAUUGAAGGAGAAUGUGGGGUCUGUCCUCGUGGCCAAAGGACAAACCUAGAGAAGAUCUGCAUGAAAUGCACGGGCUCUCCUGAGCUGUAUGACUGGCUGUACCUGGGCUUCAUGGCGAUGCUGCCUCUGGUCCUGCACUGGUUCUUCAUUGAGUGGUAUUCUGGGAAGAAAAGUUCUAGUGCCCUUUUCCAGCAUAUCACGGCCCUGUUCGAGUGCACGGCAGCUGCCGUAGUGACUCUGUUGCUCAACGAUCCCGUCGGCCAGCUGUCUAUUCGUUCCUGCGAGGUUAAGAUGCUUUCUGACUGGUACACCAUGUUGUAUAACCCCAGUCCUGACUACGUCACCACGCUGCACUGCACGCAGGAGGCUGUGUUCCCUCUGUACACCAUUGUGUUGAUCUUCUACGCCUUCUGUCUUGUUUUCAUGAUGCUUCUGCGGCCACUUUUGGUCAAGAAGAUUGCAUGUGGCUUAGGCAAGACGGAUCGUUUCAAGAGCAUCUACGCAGCGCUGUACUUCUUCCCCAUCCUCACUGUCCUGCAGGCGGUUGGAGGAGGACUUCUUUACUAUGCAUUUCCAUAUAUUAUUUUGGUGUUAUCGUUGGUCACGCUGGCAGUUUACAUGUCAGCUUCAGAGAUACAGUCUUUCAAAAACCUUGUGGCUAAGAAGAAACGCCUCGUGGUUCUCUUCAGCCAUUGGCUCCUCCAUGCAUACGGUAUCAUUUCCAUAUCCCGACUGGAUAAACUGGGGCAGGAUUUGCCUUUGUUGGCUCUGGUGCCCGGACCCGCUCUCUUCUACCUGCUAACGGCCAGGUUCACGGAGCCGAACAGAAUUCUGUCAGAGGGUGGGAAUGGACACUGAUGUCACUUCCUUUGUAGGAGAAUCAACUUCCCCACAAACCCGCACGUUAGAGCUGCAUACAGAUGCCGUGGAGCAACUUUUAAUUCAGUAACACCUUUGGCAUGAACACCAAAAAGCCAUAAACAAAACAUUUAGUUAUUACUCAUGAUAUAUUGCCAUAAAGUUUUCUGUUACGUCUGUGAAUAUGCUUUUUUUGGGGGGGGGGGGUUGCUUGAUUGAACGGAGAUUAUGAAUGAAAUGCUUUGUAAAGAAUGUUCUUUUUCUUUACUGUUUUCCUUUGAAUCCUGAAAGCGAGUUUUGGAAAGUAGUCAAUGUUUUUGUAAAUUGAUUGUAACCUAACUAUAUAUUAUUCAUUAUAAUUUGCAAUUUGUAUCUAUUGUCAAGAAUAGUUACAAAUCAACAAUUUGCUGUAAUGUACAAUGUAUUUUUUGUGUGAUAUAUAUAUGAAACAGCUGGUCUGUGAAUUUCUUGAGUGCCCUGAAGUAAUGUUAACCAUUUUCGUAUGACAAACUUUCUUGUGCCAAAUAUAAUUGUAUGUAUUUCCGUUUUCUUUUCAUGUGCGGUUAAAUCAUAGCUUAACACUAUAAAAGGAAUAUCUUGACAAAUCAUAUUAGCAUGUUAUGAAUGUUUUGCUGCUGAA
Rhinichthys klamathensis goyatoka is the source of this 1713-nucleotide messenger RNA. It is a transcript of the gene jkamp, whose product is annotated as jnk1/mapk8 associated membrane protein. The transcript has 7 exons. Gene Ontology annotation, cellular component: membrane. Lineage: Eukaryota; Metazoa; Chordata; Actinopteri; Cypriniformes; Leuciscidae. Gene Ontology annotation, molecular function: ubiquitin protein ligase binding. Gene Ontology annotation, biological process: response to unfolded protein. The record is from RefSeq and is a predicted model, not a curated record. Bases 150 to 1073 code for a protein of 307 amino acids.